CCGAGGACAGAAGCGGGCCCAGGGCACCCUGGCAGAGGACCCAGGCAGUGAGGGCCUGCGGCCCCAGAUCAGGGCAGCGGCGCGGCGGGCGCGGCGGGGACCUGCGUGAGGACGCCCUGAGCCCCAGGCGGGCAGCGAGCUGUCCGGCGAUGCCUCAUAAUUCCCUCAGAUCCGGCCAUGGGGGGCUGAACCAGCUGGGAGGCGCUUUCGUGAAUGGCAGACCCCUGCCCGAAGUGGUGCGCCAGCGCAUCGUGGACCUGGCCCACCAGGGUGUGCGGCCCUGUGACAUCUCCCGCCAGCUCCGUGUCAGCCAUGGCUGUGUCAGCAAGAUCCUGGGCAGGUACUACGAGACUGGCAGCAUCCGGCCUGGGGUGAUUGGCGGCUCCAAGCCCAAGGUGGCCACCCCCAAGGUGGUGGAGAAGAUUGGCGACUACAAGCGGCAGAACCCCACCAUGUUUGCCUGGGAGAUCCGAGACCGGCUCCUGGCUGAGGGUGUCUGUGACAAUGACACUGUGCCCAGUGUCAGCUCCAUCAACAGAAUCAUCCGGACCAAAGUGCAACAACCGUUCAACCUCCCGAUGGACAGCUGCGUGGCCACCAAGUCCCUGAGCCCAGGACACACUCUGAUCCCGAGCUCAGCCGUGACACCCCCGGAGUCACCCCAGUCAGAUUCUCUGGGCUCCACCUACUCCAUCAAUGGGCUACUGGGGAUUGCCCAGCCCAGCAGCGACGGCAAGAGGAAGAUGGACGACAGUGACCAGGACAGCUGCCGGCUGAGCAUGGACUCCCGCAAACACCUCCGAACGGACACCUUCAGCCAGCACCACCUGGAGCCGCUCGACUGUCCCCUGGAGCGACAGCUCUACCCCGAGGCCUAUGCCUCCCCCAGCCACACCAAAGGCGAGCAGGGUCUCUACCCACUGCCCCUGCUCAACAGCGCCCUGGACGACGGGAAGGCCACCCUGACCCCAUCCAACACUCCCUUGGGGCGCAACCUCUCAACUCAUCAGACCUACCCUGUGGUGGCAGAUCCUCACUCACCCUUCGCCAUAAAGCAGGAAAGCCCCGAGGUGUCCAGUUCUAGCUCCACCCCUUCCUCUUUAUCUAGCUCCGCCUUUUUGGACCUGCAGCAAGCCAGCUCCGGGGUCCCCGCGGGAGCCUCGGUCCCGCCCUUCAAUGCCUUUCCCCACGCUGCCUCCGUGUACGGGCAGCUCGCGGGCCAGGCCCUCCUCUCAGGACGAGAGAUGGUGGGGCCCACGCUGCCUGGAUACCCACCCCACAUCCCCACCAGCGGGCAGGGCAGCUAUGCGUCUUCCGCCAUCGCCGGCAUGGUGGCAGGAAGUGACUAUUCUGGCAACGCCUAUGGCCACACCCCCUACACCUCCUACAGCGAGGCCUGGCGCUUCCCCAACUCCAGCUUGCUGAGUUCCCCGUAUUAUUACAGUUCCACACCGAGGCCAAGUGCACCACCCACCACCGCCACAGCCUUUGACCACCUGUAGUCGCCAUGGGGACAGUGGGAAUACUGGGGCAGCAAGAGGACCCGGCUUGGGACAGGCCCCAGAGCGUCACCGAAAGGAAUCUUUAUUUAUUACAUGAAAAUCCCAAGUCCAGCCUUGCGGGUCACUCCCUGUGUGGUUGACUUAAUGAACCAUGAGACACAGGACAACUUCGGAGAAGGCCGGACUCUCCUCCAAGAUUCCAGUGAGCCAGGAGUCCCAUCCCAAAAGACACAGAACGAGACAUGUGGGGAGACAGGCGCGGCCUGGAGCUCCAGAUAUAUGGCAGCAGGGCCCACAGUGGGCUGAGGGCCCCAGCUGUCCUUUUGUCCAUCCCACGUCACAGCCACCCUGAGGGUCCCUCCUGCAGGGCUGCCCCAGAGCUGAGGCUCUGGCCUGCUUGGCCCCUCCUACCCCCGCCCCCCACCUUGGUCACAGGCUGAGUGCUGGGUCUGGUCAACCGGAAGCUCUAGCGGUGGUCAGGGGGCCUCCUCUUGCCUGCUGCUGGGAUGCCAAGAGAACAGGCUUGUCACAGCGGGAGACAGAGUUCCCAAAGGGCCCAGGCAGAACAGGUGGAGCCCCCCUGUGGCCCCAAGAGCCCUACCAAGGAGGCCCCAGCAAGGAGACCCUCGUCACCCCAGCCAGGGAUGUAGGUUCCCUCUCUGCCCCACUUGCCUGGGCUCGUGCCCCAAGGCCUGACUGUAAAUACUGUAAAUGCAGCUCUGUGUGGGCCGCUUCCCUCUGUGCACUUGGGCCCUCAGUGAAUCGUCCCUCUGCCGUGCUGGGCUUCUCUCCUCGCUGCUUCUUUUUUUUUGAAAGGCUGCCCACCAUUGCCGCUCAACUCAAUAAACCACGACUCCAUUUCAGGCUCCGGGGUCGCCUGGGAAUCCCUGGGACUGGAGCCCCCGCUGUAACUUGUGCCACGCCGCACACCACCUAGCCCAUGCUUUGUGUCCUGCAGCUCCAAGAAAAUGCAAGUAUAAAAUAAGCGCAGGGACAGUCCCAGCCAGUCUUAGACACCCAAACAGAGUCAGUGUGGAGGCGGUGACCGCCUGCCUGGGCAUGGCGCACAGAAGCAGCUGUAAGCUGGUGGUGUGUGCAGGGGACAUGAUGUCCACUGUGCUGUACUGUGCCAGGCUCAGUGUGGAGUCCUCACACCAAGGAAGGUGGGAUUGGGUCCAUUUUACAUGUGGGGCAACUGAGGCUCAGGAAAAGUGAAACCACCUGCCUGAGGAGAAGUGGUGGGCUCAAUGAAGUCCUCUUACUGUAAGUCCAGCACUUCCAACACAGCAAGGCCCUGGUCAGGCUGCUGGAGGGUCCUAGAUGCAGGGAGCCAUGGGGUGGCUGGGCCAGGAUGGGGGCAGGGAGCCUGCAGGGACAACCCUCCCCAAGUUUUGGAGAACAAGAAAGCACAUCCCAUGGUGACUGCAAGGGCUCUGCCCCCACGGGGUGCCUGGCCGCCCCAGGGGCUGUGUGCUGUCUGCACAGACUGUCUCCAGGUGGGACCCCUGGAACGAGGGGUAGGGUUCUGGCUAGACACCCAGGUGAAUUUGACAGCUGGACAGACAGCAACCAGGGUUGAGUCAGAGGGAAGGCGUCCUCACCCCCAGCACACACAACACCCCGUGGACUCCAAGCUGGGAGACAGGAGAGGCCAGGGUGCUCACCAAUGAGAGCAUGGAGCCACGGGGUGGGGGGACCCUCCCACAGAGGAAACCGGUCACUGUCUCUUCCGAGGGGGUGAGAGAUGAGGCUGGUCUUUUAACAGCAGGACUCCCCUCUGGCUACGAGCCUGGCAGUGGCACUGGACCCCACUAUGCCUGAGGCUCCUUGCACUCCUGAACCUCUGCAUCCGAGGCCCUGAGGCAGCCCCCACCUUGUUCUGGGGCCACAGGGAACCCUACUCAUGAAUCACUGAGAUGCAGGGCACCCAGGGAGCCUCCGGGGCUGGCCCUCUCCAACCCUGAAUGACAAAGGGACUUGGGCAGUGCUUGUGCUGUGGGUGACAUGGUUCAGUACACCCUUUCCUACCCCUCCUGUGCCAGGCACACACGGAACCCUGGGAUAGCUCAGGCAGGGGAGCUAGUGCCACUGCCCACACAGGGCCUGCUGGGGGCGCCGCUCUGCUCCCUCCCCACACACCUUUCCCGGGCUGGGGGCGCCUUCACCCUUGGAAGUUAUGACAGCCCUCACAUCGCCUUAGUGUCUUUCUGUUUGUAAAGCUUGUCCAUAUCCAUUUUCCUGAUUCUGAAUAUUGGCCCCAUUUACACUUGGGGAAACCGAGAAUGAGAGCUGACCUUUUCAAGGUCAUUCACAGGACUGGGACCGCAGCCUGAGCCCUGACCUAAGGCCGAAUCCGCACCCUUGC
Molecule: messenger RNA, 3867 nt
Organism: Rhinolophus ferrumequinum (greater horseshoe bat)
Lineage: Eukaryota; Metazoa; Chordata; Mammalia; Chiroptera; Rhinolophidae
Gene: PAX8
Product: paired box 8
Exons: 12
Coding region: 150-1502 (450 amino acids)
Biological process (GO): anatomical structure development; regulation of transcription by RNA polymerase II
Molecular function (GO): DNA-binding transcription factor activity, RNA polymerase II-specific; RNA polymerase II cis-regulatory region sequence-specific DNA binding
Source: RefSeq, a predicted model, not a curated record